AUGAUGGUGGCCAUAAAAGUCAUUGAUAAGAAGAGAGCCAAAAAGGACACCUAUGUCACCAAGAACCUUCGGCGGGAGGGACAGAUCCAGCAGAUGAUCCGCCACCCCAACAUUACCCAGCUCCUCGAUAUCUUAGAGACGGAAAACAGCUACUACCUGGUCAUGGAGCUGUGUCCAGGGGGCAACCUGAUGCACAAGAUCUAUGAGAAGAAGCGUCUGGAGGAAUCGGAAGCCCGCAGGUACAUCAGACAGCUCAUCUCUGCGGUAGAGCACCUGCACCGGGCCGGAGUGGUCCACAGGGACUUGAAGAUAGAAAAUUUGCUUCUAGAUGAAGACAAUAAUAUCAAGCUGAUUGACUUUGGUUUGAGUAACUGUGCGGGGAUCCUUGGCCACUCCGACCCAUUCAGCACACAGUGUGGGAGCCCUGCCUACGCUGCACCCGAACUCCUGGCCAGGAAGAAGUAUGGCCCCAAAAUCGAUGUCUGGUCCAUAGGUGUGAACAUGUACGCCAUGUUGACUGGGACCCUACCUUUCACGGUGGAGCCUUUUAGCCUGAGGGCUUUGUACCAGAAGAUGGUGGACAAGGAAAUGAACCCCCUCCCCACGCAGCUCUCUACAGGGGCCAUCAACUUCCUGCGCUCGCUCCUGGAACCGGACCCAGUGAAGAGGCCCAAUAUCCAGCAGGCACUGGCGAAUCGCUGGCUUAAUGAGAAUUACACCGGGAGGGUGCCGUGUAACGUCACCUACCCCAACAGGAUUUCCCUGGAAGACCUUAGUCCGAGCGUGGUCCUGCACAUGACCGAGAAGCUGGGCUAUAAGAACAGCGAUGUCAUCAACACCGUGCUCUCCAACCGCGCCUGCCACAUCCUCGCCAUCUACUUCCUUUUAAACAAGAAACUGGAGCGCUAUUUGUCAGGGAAAUCCGAUAUCCAGGACAGCGUGUGCUACAAGACCCAGCUCUACCAGAUAGAGAAGUGCAGGCCCUCCAAGGAGCCCUAUGAGGCUUCCCUGGACACCUGGACAAGAGACCUUGAGUUCCAUGCUGUGCAGGACAAAAAACCCAAAGAACAAGAAAAAAGAGGGGAUUUUCUUCAUCGGCCAUUUUCUAAGAAGUUGGACAAGAACCUACCUGCCCACAGACAGGCCCCGGGCUCCCUCAUCACACAGACACAGAACCCCAAAGCCCUGCUGAAGGACCGGAAGGCCCCCAAGUCUGGCUUCCCGGACAAAGAUUCCUUCGGCUGCCGCAAUAUUUUCCGCAAAACCUCAGAUUCCAAUUGUGUGGCUUCUUCUUCCAUGGAGUUCAUCCCCGUCCCACCCCCUAGGACCCCCAGGAUUGCCAAGAAGCCAGAGUCCCCUCCGCAGGGGCCUGGAGGCACCGGCAUCACCCCCAGGGAAGACCCCCCGACGCUGGAGAUGGUGCGCUCCUUCGAGUCUGUAGAUCGCGGUGACCAAGUGGAACUGCUCUCCCCGACCCAUCACUAUAGGAUUCUGAGCUCCCCCGGGGGUCUGACUCGAGGACACCCCAGUGAGCGGACACUCUCCCCAGUUCUGCUGCCUGGAAGCCCGUCAGCUCUCCACCCAACUCUGGUCUCCUUUGCUCAUGAAGAUAAGAACAGCUCCCCCAAAGAGGAGGGUGUGUGUUCCCCAGCUCCAGCUCCCAGCAGUGGCCCUACACAGCCCCUGGGGAGUCCGAAUUGCGUGAAGAGCCGGGGCAGGUUCCCCAUGAUGGGCAUCGGACAGAUGUUGAGGAAGCGGCAUCAGAGCCUGCGGGCAACCGCAGACCGGCCCCUGGAAGCCAGCAUGCCCCCCCUGCAGCCCAUGGCCCCCGUGAGCCUCUCCUUCAAUAUGGCUGACGGUGUCAAAGGCCAGUGUUAGCCUGGACCAGCGGCGGGAGCGGGGGUGUUUCUGAGGGAAGCCGUGGAGCAGAGCUCCAGCCUGCAGGGUGUGAAGACUCCGUGGAUGCGGCUUCCUGGCCAACCCAGCUCCUGCUGGUCCCAGCUCUGGAACUCCUGGCUCCCACAGAUCCCAGGGAACCUGGCUCCGUCUCACCUAGCAGGCCGCUUAGAGGAUUGGCCCUGUGUGGCCGGUUCCAGUCGCCACGUCCACCUUCCUCCCACCCACUCGCCGGCGCUCGCCUGCCUCCCCUGCUGGGCUCGGGGACCCGCAGGCCUGGGCUCCCCCAACUGCGGCUGUUAGACUUUCUUCACUUGUGCUGCAUGUGCGUCUCACUGGACCAAGUUGUCCUGACGGCUGGCCACACGGGACGGGGGCAGCAGCAGCACGAGGGGUGCCCAGACCUGGUUUCCCCUCCACAGUGGUGACUCCCCACAGGAGUGCCAGGCUCCAGGAACCUCUGAGGAAGCCAGGCAGGUGCCCCAGCAUGGCCCACUCCACACCCUCAGUAGAAUCCUGCUGGCAAAGACAACCAGUGAGUGGGGAUCCCGAGUGAAGGAAAAGCUCAGAGUGGGCACUUACCCCCCAACCAAGAUUUUGCUAGACUUAUUUUUCCUUUUUUGUAGUUGGAACCUACUAAUAGUUGACAUACCUUCUCCAAAGAUGAUCUUUCUUUACGUGAUGUCCUUAGACCGAAGCAACGUCAUUUCAAAAAACAUGGAUGGAGACGUAAGAAGGAAUUGCACCAAACAUUCCAUGAAAGAAUGAACAUGGAGGGCCCCAGGGCUCCCCAGGGUGAUGUUCUGGGUGGCCUGCAGGAGGGGUGUGAUCAAGGCCCUCCCUGCAUUCUCCCGUCCUAUCAGCCCAGCCCUGAUCCUUCCAGAAGGUUUAGAACAUAAUUCCAGUGGAUAAUUCCAAAGAGAAAGAGUGGUGUGGGCCAGAUUUGAAAGGCAAGGAGGAGCCGUUACCUCUGUGCAAUAUGGGUUUCAAGUUGCCAAGAAAACGAGUGUUGUUUGGAGCUCAGCUAGUUUGUGGGCCCUGUGCAGAACAGGCAUGCCCAGGGGGUCACGUUUCAUACCGAGCAGGUCUUGGAGAGCACCCUUCCCUACACAGGCUUUGAGUCCGUGUUCUGUCUUCACACCUUUUGCCAAGGAUUGAACCAAAGAUGUGUCUCCGGUGCUGUAUCUGUGCUGUCCUUGUGUGUGCAGGUGUGUGGACCCUCUGUGGUCUCACCAUGCAGCUGGGCCUGCCUGGGGUGCUCUCCGCACAGGGGGCCAGGGCCUGCCACAUGGAGGGGACCCCUUGGUCACCAGCAGAAUUGGAAAAAGAACUUGCACAGGUUGGCGAGCGAUGGCCUGGAGUUUUCAAAUGGUGACUAAGCCAGGAGUGACCAUGGGGCCACCUGGAAGCUAGUCUACGCACUCCACUGGCUGCGAGCCCAUGCCAGAGAGCAGUGAUGGUCACCGUCUUUUCCUGUGGACCAGCGGUGGCCUCCUGCCCUACGUGUCUUUAGCAGAGCAAGUAGAGAGUGGAUAUUUGACUGACUCUGGAACCCACUGUACUGCCCAGUCCUGGCUGGCCUUGACAAGACACAGCGGCUGCUUCCCCGUGGAGGGGAUCACCCAAACUCCCGGGCUUGUUAGGAGGGGGUCAGGCUCCUGGUUUUUGGUGUUAUUCCUCUGCAUGACUCCAGACUGGGCUCUAGAAACCUUCCUUUGAACACAGAGCUGUCUAGCGGAGGGGAGAAAACAGGUGUCAAGAAGAUUCUGCAUUGGGCUUGAAAUGUUUGGAUCUCGCUGGGCAGUAGAGAAACCUGUCUUAGAUUGUUCCCAGCUGCAGUGGGCAUCCUGCAGGCUGGCAGGCUCUUACCUGUGCCUUGUGAUUUGUUGUUCCUUUGUCUCUUUCUUGUAUUUUACUUUCCGUGUUGCUGUGAGCUCGUGGGGAACACGUUUCCGUUCCUGAAUGCUUCAAGAACAAGCUGCAGGCUUGUCUACAGUUAGCUGAGCACGUUGCCACGGGCCCCCGAACUGUGAACUCAGGUUUAUUCUGAACCCAGUGAGAGGUGAGGGAGGCGAGGGAGGGAAGGAGCAAACUGUAUUUUUGUGAGUAUGAGCACCAACAAAUCUAUGAAAUCGAGUGAAAGAAGAAAUGUUAAAUUCUUUAUUAUUUUAUUAUAUUUAUAUGGAAAACUUGACUCCCCCUUUGGUAAGUACCAAGCCUGUUUCUUGUCUACUUGACCAUGACUGUUUCUCAUUAGUCUGCCCCUGUGAACUCAGUCAGCCUGUAUUUACUGACGGAAGUGACUGUCCCACCAUCAUGUGACCUCCGGGGGGAAGUCAGCUUCAACGGUAUGUUUUGGCCAUAAGUAAGGACUGUGUUUAUGUCACCAUUAGUAAAUAUAUGUACUUUUAUAAUGACUGUGAAAUACAUGCUUCCCUCACUAUGAUGGCUUCGUUAUUUUGCUGAUAAACUUAGUCUAUGCAAGUAGUUGUGUCAUCUUCUACAUGAAAUUUUUUUAAAAAGAUUUAUUUAUUCAUGCAUACAGAACUGGGGUACAG
Messenger RNA from Condylura cristata (star-nosed mole), 4454 nucleotides. It is a transcript of the gene HUNK, whose product is annotated as hormonally up-regulated Neu-associated kinase. Gene Ontology annotation, biological process: intracellular signal transduction; protein phosphorylation. The transcript is spliced from 11 exons. Lineage: Eukaryota; Metazoa; Chordata; Mammalia; Eulipotyphla; Talpidae. Gene Ontology annotation, molecular function: protein serine/threonine kinase activity; ATP binding. Gene Ontology annotation, cellular component: cytoplasm. Bases 1 to 1878 code for a protein of 625 amino acids. The record is from RefSeq and is a predicted model, not a curated record.